Messenger RNA from Ricinus communis (castor bean), 1192 nucleotides. RefSeq names its product metal tolerance protein 10. The record is from RefSeq and is a predicted model, not a curated record. Gene Ontology annotation, molecular function: monoatomic cation transmembrane transporter activity. Lineage: Eukaryota; Viridiplantae; Streptophyta; Magnoliopsida; Malpighiales; Euphorbiaceae. Gene Ontology annotation, biological process: transmembrane transport; monoatomic cation transport. Gene Ontology annotation, cellular component: membrane.
AUUCCGAAGGGCACAUCCAUGCAAAAAUGGAAGAACAAACUGGUAACACCGCUGCUGAUCAAGAGAAACCAUUAUCAUGGAAACUCAAGCUUGACAACUUUCGAAUACUGAACCCACAUACAUCUCAUCUUCAUCAUCAUCAUCGCCAUGGUCGCUUCUCCUUCCUCGGUGGUGCAGGAAGAAAUGAAGCAGCUGGCAAAGAGUGAGAGGAUGGCAGUUCAUAUUUCAAAUGGAGCCAACCUGGUGCUUUUUGCAGCAAAAGUUUUUGCUUCAACUGAAAGCAAAUCAUUAGCAGUAAUCGCCUCAACCCUGGAUUCCCUCUUGGAUCUCCUGUCAGGUUUUAUUUUAUGGUUCACUUCCAAUGCCAUGAAAAAGCCAAAUCAAUAUCAUUAUCCCAUUGGAAAGAAGCGGAUGCAACCAGUGGGUAUCGUUGUUUUUGCAUCUGUAAUGGCAACUCUUGGCUUACAGAUACUGCUAGAGUCUGUUCGCCAACUUUAUUCCAAGGUUGGACCAGAAAUGAAUAAAGAGGAGGAGAAAUGGAUGAUUGGAAUAAUGGUUUCUGUCACAAUGGUGAAGUUUAUACUAAUGAAAUAUUGCAGGAAAUUCAAGAAUGAAAUAGUGACUGCCUAUGCUCAAGAUCAUUUCUUUGAUGUCGUCACAAAUUCGGUUGGUCUGGUAACUGCUGUUCUAGCCGUCCGAUUCCGCUGGUGGAUUGAUCCUACUGGUGCUAUAAUAAUAGCACUAUACACCAUUAGCACUUCAAGGACAGUAAUAGAGAAUGUAAGAUCGCUAAUCGGAAGAACAGCUCCACCUGAAUUUAUAGCCAAAUUAACAUAUCUGAUAUGGAAUCAUCACGAAGAGAUUAAGCACAUUGACACAGUAAGGGCUUACACAUUUGGGUCUCAUUACUUUGUUGAAGUUGAUAUAGUGCUGCCAGAAGACAUGCUCUUAAACCAAGCACAUAAUAUUGGUGAGACUCUUCAGGAGAAGCUUGAACAACUCCCAGAAGUCGAGCGAGCUUUUGUGCAUAUAGAUUUUGAGUAUACUCACCGCCCUGAACAUAAAUCCAAAGUGUAAUAUAGUGGUUUAUAAUUAAUGGUAGCAGUAAGUAUAUAUUUAUGGCUGCAAUGAGUAUUGCUUAUGGCUUUUGAUAAUUGCUCAUUCUGUUAAUACGUACCACUUCCUAUAUCUU